AUUUAUUACAGGCGGAUCUCUCUGGUGGUAUAACAUCUUUGUGAUGCUGUUUCAACGAAGCUUCUAUCGGAGAGACUUCUAGUUUGAGUAUUGAUCUAAGAAAUAUCAGUUAUAGAUUGUUAUUGUUUCUAAAGACAUAAGGUUACGAUGACCUUGAUAAAAAUACAUUCGAGGAUGUUUUAAUGAAUUAAAUAAUCGUGGAAUUAUUAACGAAACUUUUACAGUGUGCAAACUACAAUAAAAAAAAAUCAUAGUUAAAAUGUCGUGGUUCAUAGGGAUUCUUUCAAUUUAAAAGAUGCUGUGAAUUGACGUUCAUUUCUCACAGGAAUGACAAAGAAAGUAAUGAUGGAGCAAGAUAAAAUUGAGCGAAAACUCAGUGUGCCUAAAAUAUGUCGUGAGGUUACAAAUGACACCAAAACAGAUCACGAGGAGCCAACAGUUGCCGAUAAAAACCAACUAUUUCAACGAAGAAUGCAACUGCGAGACUCUCAACAUGGAGAUAAUUGCCAUUCAAGUUUAAACCCAGCAGCUCACCAUGGACGUUCAUGCUCAUUCCGUAACCGACCCCGGCCACAAUUGUUAAAUAUUGACAUUGACCGACCAAGACGAAGCAGUUUACCAUCACCUUCGGCGAAUUUUCUGUCCGUAUCUUUCGACAAUAUUUAUAAACAGAAGGAACCAUCUGACCAACAGCCAUUACGAAGAGUGCGGUCGUUUAAAACAACAUCGAAGGGGGGCAUUGUGAAUAGAGGGGACUCUUUUAAACGGAGCUCUAAUAGUAUAAACUCCACCGGGAGUGCAAUGCAUAGCGAGCAUGGGGGAGCUAGAUCACACAACAACAGCAUACAGCGAAUCAACAGCACGCAAUCCCGAGACAGUGGGACCGCGGACGGUACGGGAUCUUCUGUGAAUACAAUUAUUCAUAAAGUUGCCAUGGUUGGGGACAAAGGUGUUGGAAAAACAUCUUUGACCAAUCAGUUUAUGACAUCGGAGUUCGUUGCAUUUGAAACAGAUAACGAUGACGACGAAACAGAUCGUCACGUGACGGUCCUGUUAAACUCCGAAGAGUCAACAAUAAAAAUUGUUGACGGGGCUCUGAAAUCGCAGGAGUUCUCCAGUCGAUCUGUUGAUGCCUUUGCAGUGGUAUAUUCGAUCACAGACCGGGCGAGUUAUCAGGCUGCUGUUGACAUUUUGUACCACGUUCGCCAUCAACUUGACAUUAAAGACAAACCUACCAUUCUCAUCGCCAACAAGAUCGACCUUGUGAGAAAACGUAAGGUCACUAGAGAAGAGGCAAGAUCGGUAGCUAAACAGUACAACUCUAAAUACUGUGAAACGUCCGCUGCUCUUAAUCAUCACAUAGAUGAACUUCUGGUUGGAAUACUGAGUCAAAUCCGCCUGCACAAGACCCCAGGACUACCAAUAGAUCCACCCAACUUUAGGCCAAGUCAAAACAAGCUUGCCAAAUGUUCCAUGCCGGGACCAAAACGUUUACUAAAUUUCAUCUUUCGUAAACAUCCGAUGCAACCGUCUUGCCAUGAGUGUGAAAACCUCUUUACGUCAUAGUUUGCUCUCUUUGUUUCUUCUUUUUGGAAAGAAACUAUUUCCGUACGACUUUUGAUUAUUUUCUCAACACAUUGCUACUUUUAAAUAUGAAAAGUGCAAACAUAUGAUAUAAGGCAUAAUGUGAAACCUGACUUUAAUACUUAUGUGAAAAAAGGCUUAAAAUUAAGUCAUUGAUAUUGAAUACAUAUUGUACUAUUUGUUUUCAAUAUCACAUUUUGCCACUGCUUGCAUGAUGUUUAUAGCAAAUUAUCAUAUCAAUUAAAUCAAUCACAAACAAUGUAAUGUACAUUUUAAUGGAUUUUAAUUAUAAUGUCGUUUACCAAACUUUGUAAUAUAGAUUGAUUAUAUAACAUGUUUGAUUUCAUAAAUUCUGUUGCGUU
Messenger RNA from Mya arenaria, 1946 nucleotides. RefSeq names its product GTP-binding protein REM 1-like. The record is from RefSeq and is a predicted model, not a curated record. Lineage: Eukaryota; Metazoa; Mollusca; Bivalvia; Myida; Myidae. Gene Ontology annotation, molecular function: GTPase activity; calcium channel regulator activity; GTP binding. The transcript is spliced from 4 exons. Gene Ontology annotation, cellular component: plasma membrane. The coding region runs from base 328 to 1566 and encodes 412 amino acids.